AUGGCUCCUUCUACUCGAUCAGGGCAACAUGCCCGCUCUCAGAGCAGAGAUUCGGACCAGGUCCUUUUAUCACGCACCCCAAGCGCUGAGCCCAUACCCCGCGAGCGAAGCGCAACCCCGUCGAUUGAGGAGCGCAUCCAAGCGGCACAGAUACGACGAGAUGAACUCCUAAAUCUACAACAACAAAAUCAGUUGCGCCAACUAGAGGAGGAAAUCCUCCAGCUGGAAGAAUCGGAGCAAAGCAGGAACGUGGGCGUGUCGGACAAUCCGUCGGGUCCCCACCCUCAAGAGAGGCGCACGAUCAACGUCACUGCAGCACCCAGUGUGGCGCAUACCAGGCGCACGCUAAAACCAAAAGAUCCAACAGGGUACCGGGGUAAGAACAUUCGGGAAUAUCGGGAGUUUAUUCGCUCUUGCGAAAUGGCUUUUCGCUUGCUACCUGAGGAGCUAAAGGAGGACAAGAACAGGGUAAUAUGGUCAAUGCAAUACCUUGAGGGCGAUCCAAAAGAGCUUUGGUAUGCGCACUUCGAACGUAGCUUCGAAGCAUGCGAACGAACCCCUACUUGGGAAUACUACAAGCAGUACCUGCUUGACCUGCUCGCAGAUCCUGUGAACCGCAGCCUCGAAGCAGCCACAGCGCACAGCCAAGCUCUCCAGCGAAAAGACCAGACCGUCAGAUCUUUCGCUACGUACCUGGAAGUCUUAGAGGACCAGUUGACCCCUUACACUGAGGUACAAAGGGUUCAACACCUGUUCACAAAACUGAGACCUGAACUCCAGCGAUCAAUUACCAAUUACCACCAAAUCCCAGCGACCCGUGAGGACCUAAUAGCAUUAGCCUCUACGCUUGAAAGGAAUUUGCGAAAAACACCCGCUACGCAUGAAUAUCGCCCCCAAGUCGCAUCCCGGGAGAAACGAAAGCGAAGCCCUCCUACUUCCCAAAUGAGCCAACAGAGUAGAUUAAAAGACAAGCAUACAAUUACCUGCUACAAAUGCCAAAAGAAGGGUCACUACGCAAAUAAGUGCCGAAGUAGCAAUCCAAACCAGCUACCUGUUAGUGUCAACCGCACGGAAAAAGGUCAAGCCUCCCUGAAAUUCCGGGAUCAGUGA
Alternaria arborescens is the source of this 1110-nucleotide messenger RNA. RefSeq lists its product as hypothetical. Lineage: Eukaryota; Fungi; Ascomycota; Dothideomycetes; Pleosporales; Pleosporaceae. The record is from RefSeq and is a predicted model, not a curated record. Gene Ontology annotation, molecular function: nucleic acid binding; zinc ion binding. The transcript has a single exon. The coding region runs from base 1 to 1110 and encodes 369 amino acids.